Molecule: messenger RNA, 2015 nt
Organism: Ceratitis capitata (Mediterranean fruit fly)
Lineage: Eukaryota; Metazoa; Arthropoda; Insecta; Diptera; Tephritidae
Product: plasma kallikrein
Exons: 5
Coding region: 664-1968 (434 amino acids)
Biological process (GO): proteolysis
Molecular function (GO): serine-type endopeptidase activity
Source: RefSeq, a predicted model, not a curated record
AAUCAAACUGCCGCUUAGCAAACAAGAAGAUUGUAAUAAUGAAGUGAAAUAAACGCCGAAAUAAAGGCAAUAAUACAAAGUUGAAAACGAAAAGAAAAGUACUUUGCAUGCCAUGCGCCAUUUCUAUCAGUCGGCCUCGAGUGCGCCUCGCAACUUCAUCGUUUAACGGUUUCGUUGGCUCACAACACGUGAAAGUGGAAAUUCCUCGCGCACGUACCGGUGUCCAACAUAUCCAUUUGUUCAUACGCACAUACAUAUGUAUGUAUGUAUAUAUGUACGAGUGCAUACGGGUACGUGUACCGCUAUCAAUGGCGCAAUCGCAGUGAUAAUAAAAAGCAUACAAAUUGUGUAAAUAAGGAUUGUUUUGACACCACACGACCAUAUGACCAUUAACUGUUUAUUAAUACGCGCCUAAUAAAACUGGUGAAUUGAGUGUUAAGUGCGCCUACUGGACACCACCAGCCUGUGACUAACUGUGAAUGGCCUUGUAAAUGCCGUAAAGUCCGUCCUGGCGUGGGUGUAAUUUGAAAGCUUCAAGCCAAAAUUAAACAAAAAAAUUUGAAAAAAUUUCAUUUUUUUCGCGGAAAUGUUGUCGUGUGUAUGCGUGUACAAGCAACGUGCUGUCGUCGUCCAUGCAACAAGCAUUGAACGUUGGGAUUAAAGAUGUGUUUUUUGCAUCGCUCAUUGUUGCUAUGCCUAAUGAUUUUCGUGCCAAUAGCAGCCACAGCUACGCAAAAUUUCAAAUAUCAACAGUUUAGUGCAGGCUGCGGAUCACGAUCCAGUCGUCGAGAACCACGCGAGGCGAUUGUCACCACACAAACAACACAACAAGAAAUUAAUCGUACACCACGUAUAAUAGCUGGAGCUCCGACUAAGGACGGCCAGUAUCCAUGGCAAGCAUCGCUUGAACUUUUACAUCCCUCUAUGGGGUUUUUAGGACACUGGUGUGGAGGCGUACUUAUCCAUCGAUAUUGGAUACUCUCCGCCGCACAUUGCAUACACAAUGAUCUCUUUAAUCUGCCCAUACCCUUGCUGUGGACAGUGGUGCUUGGCGAACACAAUCGUUAUGAAGAAUCCGGCUAUGAGCAACGUGUGCCUGUCGAUAAAAUCAUUUUACACAAACGCUAUAAUAAUUUCCGCCACGAUCUCGCGCUGCUAAAGCUCUCCAACCCCGCCAAUUUGGCCAGAAAUCCCAAUAUACGCAUCAUCUGCCUGCCAUUUGUCUUCAACGAGCAGUCACUGUCGGAUAUCAAUUUACCAAGCAGCGACGAAGAGAUAGUUGCUGAAGGCGAAUCUGAAGAUCCACUCGAGCCGGGCAUAUCCGGCCUACCAGAUCUCAGCGAUAAUUUUCUGCGUAGCGUACAAAAAGUACGACGCAAUCGAAAUGUUACACUGCCCAGCAUGCGUGAGUUAAUGAACACGAAAAUACUUAGCCGUUUGAAACAAACAGAAAUGCAGCAGCGACAGGCACGCAUGCUACAAUCGACGCGGCGACGCAACGAUAAACUGAUGAAAGUACAGGGGCAUUAUCGGGAAUACGAAGGACUGCACGAUCCACGCAAGCACUAUUGGAAGAACGAGGAGGAACUGGAAGACUACAAAGAUCUGCCUUAUAGCGACUGUGUGGCAACGGGUUGGGGCAAAUCGAACGUCAGUAGUGAUCUGACUGAUGUUUUGUUAAAAACCCGUGUGCCGUUGCAUAAUAGCGAAAGAUGUCGAGCAGCGUAUGGCAGUUUCGUGAAAAUCCAUCGGGGCCACUUGUGUGCUGGCAAGCUGAAUGGCAAAGGCGGUACUUGUGUGGGCGACUCCGGUGGACCGUUACAGUGCCGACUAAGCAAAAAUGGGCCCUGGCUCUUAGCCGGCAUUACAUCCUUCGGCUCUGGUUGUGCCAUGGAGGGCUUUCCCGAUGUUUAUGUGCGUAUUUCAUACUACAUGAAAUGGAUUCAAGACACAAUAGCCAACGAGUAAUCGGCAAUGUAUAAAUGUUUAUAUGUAUAUAGUGGAUUUUAAUUCAA